Molecule: messenger RNA, 387 nt
Organism: Exophiala aquamarina CBS 119918
Lineage: Eukaryota; Fungi; Ascomycota; Eurotiomycetes; Chaetothyriales; Herpotrichiellaceae
Exons: 1
Source: RefSeq, a predicted model, not a curated record
ACAAAUGAGGCUGAGGCCGCGGAAGUCUCGUCCGGAGCAACCGAAACUAGAAGUGAGCAGGAGCAACCUGCACUUAUCAGCAAUGUACGGGUGUGCGCUAUUGCAGAGAAAUACAACAUUACAUCCCUAAAGAGCCUCGCACAGGCAAGGUUCUGUAUUUGGGCCGAAAGGAAUUGGACUCAUCAAGACUUUCACGAUAUAGUGAGAGACGUAUUCCAGUCGACUCCGGAGAGCGACCGAGGUCUUCGGGACAUCAUUGUCCACAGCGUGGCUAAGCACGCCCAAAAAUCUUGCUUAAAAACGGAAUUCUACAAUGUCAUUCGAGAAAAUGGUGAGCUGGGACUAGGUACACUGCGCCAGGUAUUGGCCUCGCACUCUGAAGAUUGG